Molecule: messenger RNA, 797 nt
Organism: Racocetra persica
Lineage: Eukaryota; Fungi; Glomeromycota; Glomeromycetes; Diversisporales; Gigasporaceae
Source: the annotation of a GenBank genome assembly
AUACCAUUGUAGAUACCUCUGUUCCAGUUGUUGAUGAAUGGGUUACAUCCUCAGAUGGUGUUGAAAUAUAUACUAGAACUUGGAAGGCAGUAUCAGAUAAACCUAUCGCUACAGUAGUAUUCCUUCAUGGUUUUGGAGACAUGUUAAACGUUACAACCAUAAAUAAAAAUUCAACAAGACUGGUUGCUCAAACUGAUAUCACUGAAGCUUUAAUAUCUCGACGAAGAGAGGGAAUUCCUCAAUUUUUGAUGGGCCAUAGCAUGGGAGGUUGUCUUAUACUAAACUAUGUUCUUGAUGGGCCUGAAAAACACAAUAUAGCAGGUCUUCUCUGUGUAUCUCCUUUGAUUCAACUUACACCUAACGCUAAGCAGGUUAUUUCACUUUACGUUCUUCAUGUCGCCAGUAAGUUAUUGCCGAAUGUAAAAUUGAAUACUGUAAAUGCAAAUUGCCUUUCCCGUGAUCCAAUCGAAAUUAAAAAAUACAAGGAAGAUCCUUUGGUUUGUUGUGUGGCUUCUUUACGUAACAUUAAUGAUAUGAUUUCAGAUGGAAAAUCACUAAUGAAAAAGAAAUAUAUAGAUAUAAACAUUCCAAUUUAUAUUGCACACGGCACCGAGGAUAUGAUUACUGAUCCAAAUGCUUCUAAACUAUUAAUUGAAAAGACAACAUCUAAAGAUAAAACAUUUCAUGCAUGGGAUGGUCGUUAUCAUGAAUUGCAUAAUGAUUACGAUAAUACAGAAGUUAUUAAGAGUUACAUUCAAUGGAUUCUUAAACAUGCCAAAUCUGAGUCCAGAGAGUAA